Clonostachys solani is the source of this 801-nucleotide messenger RNA. The record is from the annotation of a GenBank genome assembly. NCBI's taxonomy places the organism in Eukaryota, Fungi, Ascomycota, Sordariomycetes, Hypocreales, Bionectriaceae.
AUGGAUUCCAGAUCGAGAGCUAGCACCGCCACUGCCAGUGGCAACUCCUCCAAGGGAGCUUCGCUUGAGGCUCGCCGCAACAUAGGAAAUGCACGCCGUGGAGCUGGCAAAGACGUUCCGAAGUUCGAUGGAACAUCUAUUGCCAUCUCUGAGCUUCAAAGUUCAAUCUCAAGGCUAUCAAACAGCUUGUUCAAUAGCGGUUUGUACUCAGACCUGACUGUCAUAUGUGGGGAUGAUAAGUACCUCGUCCAUAAAGCUGUCAUCUGUCCACGAUCUACCUUCUUCGAAGGGGCCUGUCGUCAUAAUUUCAAGGAGGCGAUCACUGGUGAAAUCAACCUUCCUGCCGAUGAUCCCACUGCCGUCAAGAUUAUGAUGAAUCAUUUCUACAACCUCAACUACUCAGACGGCUCUGCGACCACUUCAGAGACUGACCCGGCUCUCCCAGGAGACAAAACUUCCAAGUUUUCUCUUCUUGUCCAUGCCAAGGUCUACUCUCUGGCCGAGAAGUACGGCAUUGCCAGCCUCAAGAAAUUGGCCGUGGAUAAGUUUGAGCGGCAGGCAAGGAAAGAACUCGACGGCGAGGACUUCUUGGAAGCAGCGGUAGAAGCGUACACCGGUACUGUUCAGGCCGAUCGUGAGUUGAGGGAUGAGGUGGUCAGAACCAUCACUCUCCAUAUGGACGUUCUGAAGCAGGAGUCAUUUCGAGAGGCCACAAGCGGUCUAGACAUUGGAGUUGACGUCCUCGUGUAUCUGAAAGAACAGGGGAGGAUUCGCUCAAGCGAUUGGGCGAAUCGUUGGUAA